AGUAUAGCAGGCAGUUAGUGUCCCUGUACGCUGAUGGAGGGUCGAAAAGCGCACCCGGCCGGCGGCUCGUGCUCCUGCUGUACCGGGGCAGCCGCCAGUGUGCGAGAGACAGUGGAGGAGAUGGACUUCCAGAGAGGUAUCUGGUCGGCGGCUCUUGAUGGAGACCUCAACAGAGUUAGACAGUUCAUAAAGAAAGGGACAGACCCCAGCCUGCCUGACAACUUCGGCUACACAGCACUGCAUUACAGCAGUAGACAAGGAUGUGUGCCAGUGUGCAGCUUUCUCUUGGAUGUUGGUGCUGACUGCAAUGCCCAGACACAUGGGGGCGCCACAUCUCUUCACAGAGCAGCGUAUUGUGGACACCUGGAGGUGGUGCAGCUACUCCUAGAGCGAGGAGCUGACCCAGUAAAGACCGACUCCGACGGGAGAACAGCUCUUCACAAGGCAGCAGAAGGUGGCCACCGGAACAUAUGUCACCUGCUUCUAAAUCACAGUAGCAAACUCUUGGAACUGCAGGACUGUAGGGGCCAGACUGCUGCGGACCUGACUCCUGCUGGUGUGAAUCAGCUUUUACCCCCGUAAAUUUCCAAUCGGUGGCACGUCUUCCGAGCUCCUCGUGUGCCAGCAAGGCUGCUUCUUGGGAGAGAAGUAAUUGGUCAGUGUCCUUCCAGCUUGAAUGUGUUUGCAGCACCACAAAGUGAAGACCCCUUUGGCCAGCAAGGGAGAGCCAGAAAAUGCUUGGGCACUUUAUCUUUAAAAGAAUAUGGCGGCAUAGCAUUGGGACGGAACUAGGACAUAAUAAUGCUCUCUGCUAUAGUAACAGGUCCCUGUGGGGGGGGGAGAGAGAGGGUGCCAGGUUCGCUUGCAUGGUACGGGGGAUCCGAGAGACAUUCCUCUUUCAUCACUUCCUCUCCAGCAUUCUGUGGCCAAAUAUCUGUUGGUUUUUCUUUACUGCUUUCUGUAAACAAAACAAAACAAAAAGUUAUUACAUGAAUGUGCAUACGCUAACUCACAGUGGGUUGGUCUGUGGCUCCUGGUCUUUGCAGCUGAUGGGCUGGCCAUGACUGUGCUUAGAGUAGCAACAGAUAUGUCAAACUUAAGCCAAACCCUGUGUUGAUCCAGAUGAACGAAAAGCACCUCUCUGCAAGUUCUAAGAUGGUUUAUACUCUGUAUAUAAAUCUAUUCCUGACCUCAGCUUUG
Messenger RNA from Xenopus laevis (African clawed frog), 1200 nucleotides. RefSeq names its product ankyrin repeat domain 39 L homeolog (gene ankrd39.L). Lineage: Eukaryota; Metazoa; Chordata; Amphibia; Anura; Pipidae. The record is from RefSeq and is marked provisional.